CUCGCGCGGCCGGUUGGUUUGACAGUCAAAGUUAUGCAAAGUUUUGAGUUGGAUGGCGACCGUGGAUGGAAUUAUCUUGAAUUCAUGGCUUGUUUUGCUCGUCAUAUCACCUAGGAGGUGGCAAUUAUGAAACAGCAAUUAGUCAGGCUCCUAAAUAUUAUGAAUUUACCAAAAAGGUCGGGAGAUAUCUGAAAUAUGGCGUUUAACUGAGGUAUUGGAGGUUAUACUAGGGCUAGAAUAUGGCCCUACUAGCCAACAAGAAAGAACUCCCAAUAAAACACACUCGCAUCGAAGACGAGAAACAAAUUGAAGAUGUUUAUGAAUUCGGACAAGUCUUAGGAAGAGGUAGUUUUGGAGUCGUGAAUGAAGCCAAACACAUCGAAACCGGCACAAGAUGGGCCAUCAAGGCCGUAAAUAAAGAAAAAGCUGGGAGCUCAGCUGUGAAGUUACUUGAACGGGAAGUGAUGAUCAUGAAGAAAAUCUACCAUGAGCAUCUUAUCCAUCUGGAGGAGAUUUAUGAAACUUCUAAGCGGAUGUACCUGGUGAUGGAGCUCUGUGAUGCUGGUGGUUUGGAUAAGAUGUUAGAAAGGAAGAAAAGAUUUACCGAAAAGGAGACAUGGACUGUUAUCAAGCAACUUGUCAGUGCAGUGGCAUACUUACAUGAUCUAGAUAUUGUUCACCGAGAUCUGAAGUUGGAGAAUAUUCUUCUCAGUCAUCCAACUGGAAAUGAGCUUCUAAAUGUUAAGAUCACAGACUUUGGCUUGUCCAUAGUCAAGGGUGGGGUUGGAAGUGACUCCAUGAUGCAGAGCGUCUGUGGGACACCUAUGUACAUGGCUCCUGAAGUGAUAGAUGACCUUGGGUAUAGUCAGCAGUGUGACAUCUGGAGUAUAGGAGUCAUUAUGUAUACACUAUUCACUGGUAGACCGCCAUUUAUGGCUGAUACCGAAGAGAAACUGUAUGAAAUAAUCAAAAAAGGCAUUGUAGACUUCUCAGACCCUUGCUGGGAAGUGUGCCAUGAAUCAGCCAAGAACCUGUUACUUGGUAUGCUUAAGGUUGAUCCUGCUCAUCGGCGGACGGCAAAGGAGGUUCUCAUUCACCCAUGGAUCACGGGUGACUCUGAAGCUUCAGAGCCGUCAAAUGUUUUAGAGCUGAUGAAAAUGUACAGAGAAGAAUUAAAACAGGGAAAUGGCUCAGGAGAGAGUAAUAAUAAUAGCAUGGAAGAUGGCUACAUCUCAUCUGAAACACCCCCUGACAACAAAGAGGAGACAGAUAAAAAAGUUACCAAUAGCCCCACCAGAACAAGAAGUGCUGCCACACCUAAAAAGUCACUCGUCGCGUCAAGUACCACGAGGAAAACUAGUUCCUCGCAAACUCCCAAGAAAUCUGUCAAUAUGCCCAGUCCUAUGCCAGCCUCGCGAGAGUCGCACAGCCCAAACCGAGCCAAAGACGCGGCCAAAGCUAGCACUUCCGGCGCAGUGCCCAGUUACAUGCAGCCAACACGCAGUUCCCAGGGUCUAACGACACCAAAAACCACAGGCACUCCAAGAACGCGCAAAUUGCCGGAUAAGAAGAGGUGACCAAGAUGAACGCGGGCUCAAGUUGUGAUCGCUAGCAAAGAUAGUUUAUGUUGGCCUCAGGGGUUGAAUGGUCAAUUAUUAUUUAUGGAGAUUUAUAGCGUUUCACCGUAAGCACUUGUCACGACAAACUAUUAGACAACCAGAAAAAAACACGAGGGAAAAUUAGACUUUAGACGAGCUGCAUCGUUGUUGAUUACCGGUGCCGGGCCACAGGCUUUCUCAUGCGAAACAGCGGGAGGGUCUGGGGUCGAGAAUGGAGUCAUUGUCAUAGCUAGCUCGGAUAUUACCUUACCUUCAAGCUGACAGCCUUGUUGCUUUUCUGCUUCGAGUUUUACUGGCAUUUUAAGCUGGUGGAUUAACAUCAAGACCAGCAAUCCAAUUACAUUUUUUUCUGUUUUCUGAAUUCUACUGCGCAGAGGUAUAAACAGCAACUAAAUGAUUAUAGCCCAGUUUGAUACCUCUUCGCUGACCAGCAGCACAAAUACACAAAUUUAAUCGAUUCCUAGCUAAAUUCUCAAAUCUCGAACAAAAGAACGUUGUUUUCCUUGCCUUUGUCCAAGGGUCUCAACUUUUUUCUUGGGUUUGCCAAUUCAUACGAUGAAAGCAUAUCAUAGAAAUCUUUAAAAGAGAAUCCAUUAGAACAUCUCGCAGCCCAUUGCCAAAAUCAUGUACCAAGUUUGGAUAUGGGUUAAAAUUGAAUCAAUACUGUUUGCACAGCCAUGAAAAACAUUGUUAAAAAGUGCCUUUUGGAAAAUUCAAAAUCAAUUUAAAUAGCUUUGGAUAAAGUUAUUUUAAUGGAAGCAUGACAUGGUAAUUGACACAGUUUUUAAGACACCAAAACUAUUUCCUGGUCCAUGAUUUUUUUACGACCAUUGAUAAAAAUUGCUCGAUAUUCUAAUGGAAUCCUUACUUUAGUGAGAACCUAGUGUUCACAUAAACUGAAUAUGGGAUGGAACUCCAUGGUGUUUUUUUCUGAAACUUUAACGUAGAGUUUGUAGAAUAACCCCAUCUUUCAGUGCCGUUUUAAGACUAGUUUGUGGGACGUUUUGUGAUCAGUGAAUCAUCACUAACUGUUCGUGAUUUUGCUGCCGGAUGGAUACGUGAGAAGCAUUGUCUUCUUCCCUUGUCUGGUGACUGUCACCUCUCACCUUGAAUAAAUGCAUUCACACGACUGA
Molecule: messenger RNA, 2752 nt
Organism: Nematostella vectensis (starlet sea anemone)
Lineage: Eukaryota; Metazoa; Cnidaria; Anthozoa; Actiniaria; Edwardsiidae
Product: serine/threonine-protein kinase 33
Exons: 14
Coding region: 240-1577 (445 amino acids)
Biological process (GO): protein phosphorylation
Molecular function (GO): protein kinase activity; ATP binding
Source: RefSeq, a predicted model, not a curated record